GCUUUGCAAAAUGUUACGAACUGACAGACAUGGAAACUAAAGAAGUUUUUGCAGGAAAGAUUGUUCCAAAGGCUUUGCUUUCAAAACAACAUCAAAAAGAAAAAAUGUCCCAAGAGAUUGCCAUUCACAGAAGUCUGAACCAUAUAAAUAUAGUAAACUUUCAUGGUUUUUUUGAAGAUCCAGAUUUCAUCUACAUUGUUCUAGAACUUUGUCGAAGGAGGUCUCUCAUGGAGAUGCACAAGAGGAGAAGAGCAAUAACAGAGCCAGAGACUCGCUACUUCAUAAGACAAAUUGUUACAGCCUGCAAGUACCUCCAUGAGCAAAAAGUAAUUCACAGGGAUCUUAAGCUUGGUAACUUGUUCCUCAGUGAUGACAUGGAAAUCAAAGUGGGAGACUUUGGUCUGGCAACACGUGUAGACUAUGAUGGGGAGAGAAAGAGAACAUUGUGUGGAACUCCAAACUAUAUUGCUCCUGAGGUACUUGGAAAGAAGGGACAUAGUUUUGAAGUGGAUUCAUGGUCUUUGGGAUGUAUAAUAUAUACACUGCUGGUGGGAAAGCCUCCAUUUGAGACUUCCUCUCUAAAGGACACCUACAUGAGAAUCAAGAAAAAUGAAUACCACAUUCCUUCUAGAGUCAGUCUUCCAGCUCGUAAUUUGAUACAAAAACUACUUCGGUCUGACCCUAUUCAAAGACCAAACAUGGAUCAACUCUUACAUGAUGAGUUUAUGACAUCAGGGUACCUUCCUACUCGUCUUCCAACCUCGUGUCUUACAAUGGCACCACGUUUUGAUGCUAAGAACAUAUCUAUCAUAUCCACAACAAACUCGAGAAAGCCUCUUCUGGAAAUAAACAAGGAUGAACAAUUUGGAGCACUGAGUAAGCCCAACACUCCAGUGAAACUGCCUGCUGUUCCAGAAGGGGUCACUAUGCCAGACAAGCAAGGGAAACCUGAAAAAGUUGUUAAACCAUCUGUCUCUGAUGUCCCUCCUGACUAUUACCUCAGCGAUAUGUUUUCAAUGCUGACUUCUGUGGUGGGAGCAAAGCCUGCAGAUAAAGCAGUUGUGCAAGAAGAUGAAGCCUUAGAUCCUGCUGCUAUUCCAAUCUUCUGGGUUAGUAAAUGGGUGGAUUACACAGACAAGUAUGGACUUGGAUACCAACUGUGUGACAAUAGUGUAGGAGUUCUUUUCAACGAUUCCACUCGUAUUAUUCUGCUAGCUGAUGAGUUGAAUGUCCAAUACAUUGAACGCGAUGGGCAGGAAAGUUACUACACUUUACAAAAGUUCCCAGAGUCACUGAACAAAAAGGUUACUCUUCUAAAAUAUUUUCGCAACUACAUGAAUGAGCACCUCCUUAAGGCAGGAGAGAGUAUUGUUCCUAGGGAGGGAGAUGAGCUCAUUCGACUUCCCUACCUACGAGCUUGGUUCCGUACAAGAAGUGCCAUUGUUCUGCAUCUUACAAAUGGAACACUACAGAUUAACUUCUUUCAAGAUCACACCAAAAUUAUUUUAUGUCCUCUUAUGGGAGCUGUUACGUAUAUUGAUGAGAAGCGAGAUUUUCGUACUUUUCGACUAAAGCUAAUUGAAGACCUUGGAUGUUCUCGGGAACUUGCUUCACGGCUGCGAUAUGCACGAACAAUGGCUGAAAGAUUGUUAGCCUCACAGUCUGGAUCAUCAAAAAAGAAAACUCCUGCAUAGAGAUGUACUGUUAUGUAAUAAACCAAAGACUAGAUUCUCUGCUACUUUCAAGAAUUACACUGCUCGAGCCUCUUCAAGCAUUUUAAAUACUUGGAUAGUGACUAAAGCAACAUGGCCACUCAAUAAUACUUACCACAAAUUCUCCUAGUUAAGUUUCUAUUUUCUUUAAUUAAGAGCUUAGACACUCCAUCUUACCUUUUAAUGGUCACUAUAAGGAGUUUUCUCAAAUGUUGUGAAUAAUGCUUUUCUGAAUUAGUAAAUUACCAUGGCAUACAGAUCUUGAGUUCAUUACAUCGCUCACUGAUUGCUUAGAAAACAAUGAAAGUAUUGGAUUCCCUUUAAUAUUUUGUACAUAUAAACACUGGUCUGUAAUCGGACUUUUUUUUCUCAAUUUUUAUUUCUAUUUUGCUUUUUGUAAGUUGCAUAUUUUUUUUUAAUUAAUUGGCAGUGCUACUAGAUUACUAUGCUUUUAUAAGGGGAUUUUUUUUUUUUUUUUACAUUUGAAGGCUGUUGCAUGUGAAGUUUUUGUAUAUUAUAGUAGAAUUAUGAUUUCAGAAACUGCAGCUGUCGAAUAAUUAAUUAUAUUGUAGUAGCAAGAAUUUUUUGAAUUAAAAGAGUGGGAAGUUUGUGGGUAAAAACAAAACUAUCAGCUCUUUGGCCUUUUUAAAUUUUUUGACAAAAAAUAUACAUAGACAAACCUCAACUGGUUUGUUUUGCAAUUUUACUUUAAUAGUUCUUAAAGAUGUAAAAUAUAGUUCAUCUUGAAAUUUCAGUAUUAUGUAAUAUAAAUUUAUUUUAUGAUCUAAUGCAACAUACUAAACAACAUAGGUCUUAUGAAUGGUGUGUUAGUGACAAUAAACUUAUCCUUUGAUUAAAAUAAUUUAGACUGUAGACAUUACUCAACAAAUCAAUACAACAGGUACUGUGGUCAUCACCCAUACAUGUAAAAAUGGAAUUGAAAAGUAAAAAUUUUUUAUAAAAUCAAAUUAGGAAAUAUUUUAUGUAAAACCUUUUGUCACCUAUAUGAUGUGCUACAAAAAAAAACUCAAGAACUGUUAAGUAAGUGUGAUGUUACAAAACUUGUGAAUAUAGCAGAUAGCAAUUUUUUGUACUAAUACAUUAGGUCAAGUAAGAGGGGAUCUCCCUUAACUAUAUUUCCUUCAGUUAAACCAGUCAUUACAGUUUUAUUUAUCCCUAAGCUUAAAAACAUUAUACAUAUUGAAGAUUAAAAGCAUGAUUAAAAACUGUUUGAUUUAUUCAAGCACACUAGUAAAGUUCUCAUUUCAAUCUUUUCAUAUAAAUACUAUCAUGCUCAAUUUAUUUUUUACCAGCAGCAGCUUUAUGAUUUUAUACCUUUAAGGAAAAUGUGUUCAUUCUUUGGAAAGUUCGUUGGUUUAUGUAUAUAUUCUGACAAGUAUCUUUAUCUGAAUCUGGUUAUCUAAACAAAAAUUGCAUUAUGACUGAAACAGUGUUAUCAUUUUAGAGUUCAAGUUUGAAGUUCAAACCACUGACUGUAGCAAGUAUUUUAUUUCUUACAAAUAUUAGGUUAGUCCAUCAUUUUUGAAAAAAAAGUUCAAUAUGUAAGCUGAAAUGUAUAAAGUGUGUCUAGAUUACAUUAAAACCCAGGAAAAUUAAAUCUUGGCUCUUGUUGCUGUGUGUUUAGAUUUUUUGUUUUAAACAGCUGAGGCAUAUGUCUAAAUUAAACUCAGGUGUGGUUGUUGUGCACAGUUCACAACUGUGAAUGUACCAUUAUUAACUUCAAUAAAAUGCUUG
Limulus polyphemus (Atlantic horseshoe crab) is the source of this 3467-nucleotide messenger RNA. RefSeq names its product serine/threonine-protein kinase PLK1-like. Bases 30 to 1694 code for a protein of 554 amino acids. The transcript is spliced from 11 exons. Gene Ontology annotation, molecular function: ATP binding; protein binding; protein serine/threonine kinase activity. Gene Ontology annotation, biological process: protein phosphorylation; regulation of cytokinesis; mitotic cell cycle. Gene Ontology annotation, cellular component: nucleus; centrosome; cytoplasm. The record is from RefSeq and is a predicted model, not a curated record. Lineage: Eukaryota; Metazoa; Arthropoda; Merostomata; Xiphosura; Limulidae.